UCUGGGUGUGCUGGGCAGGCUGCUGGGGCUGUGCCACGCUCUGCCCCAUAGGGUCCCUGCCCCACCGGUGCUCCAGGGACUGAGCCAGGCAUGGGGCCCCAGGACACCUGUGAGAGGCCGGUGGCACGGCCAGGCCCAGCCAUGCUUGGGGGCAGGCAGCGCCUGGUGCUGGCAGGAGCAAGGGGGACUGGGUGCAGACUGAAGCUAGGCAGCUCCCUGUGCAGGCAGCAACAUCCAAGUUAAGCAUGGGAAUGGCGUCUCCCAAAUUCAGUGCCUUUAGCCCCCUUCCGGUGUAAGCCUGGCAGCCUGGUCUCCACUGGGGCUGCUGGCGGCUGAGGGGCAGGUGCUGACAGUCGCUGGGGACCUCCUGGCACCCCAGGAAGGGGGCCUGGCCUAGCAGGGAGGGGAUGGGGGUACAUCGUCUGCUGCAGCACCUGCACGUGCACCCCUGAGCUGCUGGGGUGAGCACCUGGCACAGCAGUCUCCUGGGGCUGGGGGGUGCUGGCUGCUCUCAGGGCUGAAAUGCUGGCAGCUGCUGGGGGAGCCAGACCCUCCUCCUGUGCACAGGGCUGUGGGGUGCUGCCCUGGGGCACUGCUGGCCGUGCUGGGCUGGCCAGAGCUGAGACAGGGUGCUCUGGCAUCUGAGGACCCUGGGCAACCUGUCUGCUGUGUGCCCCAGGGGCUGGGGGAAGCCAUGUCCCCAAGAGCAUCCUCCCGGUUGCUGUGGGGACCGCAGGGGCUGCUGAGCUUCCCUGUCCCCCCCGGGGCUAAUUACUGGGAAGGAGUGCCAGCAGCAAGGGCCAUGGCCACCUGUGGGGAGGGCUGGGUGAGGAGAUAGUGCGAGCUGAGCUCUGUCCUUGUUUCCUGCACAGCCUCCAGCACAGCCCACAUCCCACAGGCUCAGCCAUGGCCCCGAGAACGUGCAGAGUGCAUAGAGCCAGCAUGGACUGGCCCCGGCAGCUCGGCCCCUCGCACUGCCCCAGGGACAGCCUGGCAUGGGGCAGCGCAGCAGGGCAGGACCGCAGGCCUUGUGCAUGGCUGGGGAUGUGAGCACGCUGUGGGGCUGCGCCGGUGAGCAGGGGACCAUGGCCCUGCGCUGGCACUGUGUGCCACCGGUGGCUCUGGCGGAGGCCAGCUAAUGGCAUGGCUGGCAGGUGGCCAGGCUACUGGCACAGGGCCCGCUGCCUGCUGGGGCUGGGCUGCCGAGGGGCUGCGGCACAGCCUGCCUGCCCGUAGCCCCGGGGCCCGGUGCUCACCCCAGCCUGGCCUGCGGCCCUUGCCUGCGACACCGGGGUCCCCAGAUGGGCUGAGGUGCCCAACCAGGGCCCAUGGACUGGCAGCCGAUGCCCCACCGUGGGGUGGGGAAGGCGCCUCCCGUCCUGCACUUGGCCCCCGAGAAGCUCAUUAGCAAUGCUCCCCGCCUCCCGCCCUGGUCCCUGCGGAGCGGGCAGCGAGUGCAGGAGGCUCUAAUGGCUCCAAGCGGCUCUUGAUGGGCCGUGAUGGAGGCGGGAGCAGGAGGGGCUGUGGUUUCUGCCUCUGCCGGAGCCAGAGCUGCCACUGCCCAGGGUCGGCCGGGAAGAUGCUGGGUGGGCUCCUACUCUGGCUGCUCCUCGCCACGGCUCUGUGCCCUGGCCUCCUCGGGACAGUGUCGGUGCAGAAUCUGCACCUCUGUGAGGGCUACGCGAGCCCUGACGGCCGCUACCACCCCGGCUUCUACUGCCCGCGGCUGACCGACCCGGCGGGCCACCGCUACUGCUGCCGCGCCAGCCUGCGCGCCCUCAAGUCCUGCUGCUCUCAGCUGGCCCUGGAGGCACUCACCGGGGUGAACCUCUCCAGCCUGGCCAGUCCAGGCCUUCUCCGGAACCCGCUGGCCCUGCCCUUUGUGGGGCUCUACGGGCUCCUCGUCCUCCUCCUCAUGGCUGUUGACCUCUUUCACUUCUACCGGACCCGCCGCUGCCGCCUCGGCCGCCUCCUGCCCCGCGCCUGCCGCCCGCCUUGCAGACCCCCGGGGAGGCGCCAGCCCCGCUGCCGGCCGCCCUGCGGCCCCCGCGCCCCCGGGGGGCUCUCGCCGCCGCCCCCCGGCCGGGCCUGCUGA
This is a messenger RNA of Harpia harpyja (harpy eagle), 2095 nucleotides long. RefSeq names its product protein shisa-like-1. The coding region runs from base 1490 to 2095 and encodes 201 amino acids. The record is from RefSeq and is a predicted model, not a curated record. The transcript is spliced from 3 exons. Lineage: Eukaryota; Metazoa; Chordata; Aves; Accipitriformes; Accipitridae.